CGGUUCUGUGGCAGUUGGUGGUAGUGGGUAGGUGAAGGUCCUUUGGGCAGAAACUAGUCUGAAGGAAAAGAAGGGGCUUUAUUUGAUAGUCUGGGAACUCAUUUCAGACACUGAAGACCUGACUGAGGAAGUGCUAGGAAGCAGCCCAGUGUGUUUAUCCUGACCCCGAUCGACUUCUUCCUGCAGCCCCUCCAUGCUGGGACUAGACAACUCUCCUCUGAGGCCAAGGGCAACCAGAUAAUGCUGAACCUGGCUUCUGCCAUCACUGCCUGGAGCCGAGGUGGCUGCUAAGCACUUGGGUUUCUAAGGAGUCCUUGGAUGCAGAAGGAAUAAAUACAUGGCCUUUGAGUGGAUUGCAGCCGUGACGUUUGCCGCUGGGACAGCUGCUCUCGGUUACCUGGCUUACAAAAAGUUCUACGUUAAAGAUACUCGUUCCAAAGGUAUGGUGAACCUUCACGUCCAGAAAGACAACCCCAAGGUGGUGCACGCCUUCGACAUGGAGGACCUGGGAGAUAAGGCUGUGUACUGCCGCUGCUGGAGGUCCAAAAAGUUUCCGUUCUGUGAUGGGGCUCACAUAAAACAUAACGAAGAGACUGGAGACAACGUGGGACCUCUGAUCAUCAAGAAAAAAGAAACUUAAUGGACAGUUUCAGUGCUGCACUCCAGAGUGUUGUGAUGUCACCUGAUCAUUUAAUUAGAAUGAAUGAAUGAGACACUCACUCUGUCUGAUUGGCCUCCCUGGGUUCUAGAUGUGGUUGGUACCUCGCGAAUCGCAGCUUUCACAUUCAUGGCAUUAGCCUUGCUAUUGGAAUAUCGUGGUGCACAUUUGUUGAAAGAAGAAGGAGAUAAAAAAAGAAAGGCUAAACCAACCUCAUGAUAUAUGGGUUAUUUUGGUCUUGUAAGGAUCGUUCCUUUAAAAUAAUGGUCUUAGAAUAUAGUUGUAUCUUGAGGUUAACGUAUUAAAUUAUUCUCAAAAUCA
Molecule: messenger RNA, 979 nt
Organism: Peromyscus eremicus (cactus mouse)
Lineage: Eukaryota; Metazoa; Chordata; Mammalia; Rodentia; Cricetidae
Gene: Cisd1
Product: CDGSH iron sulfur domain 1
Exons: 4
Coding region: 338-640 (100 amino acids)
Biological process (GO): regulation of autophagy
Cellular component (GO): intracellular membrane-bounded organelle; mitochondrial outer membrane
Molecular function (GO): 2 iron, 2 sulfur cluster binding
Source: RefSeq, a predicted model, not a curated record